AUGGUGGGAAAGUUGAUUCUCAAACAGUGUAAGCCAACACAAAGAAAUGCAAACCCUAUUGUUCACGUUGGUGAUGAGUUUCUUGUAGUGAACAUUAACAAACUUGAAGAGGAUAUCAAGGGUGACAGUGAUGGGAAAAUGGAUGAGGAGGCAUAUGGAAGUGCACAUGGAUUCAUCCAAGAGAAAAUAGUAAAGGAGCUAGAAUCGGGGGGAACAAAGGCUUUGAGGCAUUCUGAAUGGUCAUGGCCUUGGAGCUUGAUGACAAAGCAGGUAAAGGCAAAUUGGACAAGGAAAAUGAGGUGCCUUGGAAGAUCUAAGAGAUACCAUGAAAACCAAGGGUGUGGGGUGGUGGUGGGGUUUGGUGGUCAUGACCUCAUAAAAAACAAAAGGCUAUGA
This is a messenger RNA of Sphenostylis stenocarpa, 396 nucleotides long. The record is from the annotation of a GenBank genome assembly. NCBI's taxonomy places the organism in Eukaryota, Viridiplantae, Streptophyta, Magnoliopsida, Fabales, Fabaceae.